CGUCUCUACCGAUGUGACAUCGUGACGUCACUGAAAGAAAAGUCGCUACUUCCGCCUUGGAGAUGUUGAAAAUGGCGCUGUUCAUAGCCAAGCGUGAGGUUAUUAAGCUGGUUUUCCUGAAUAUUGAAGCUUCAGAACAGGGUGGUUUCUCUUUGAGCAGAAAAGUGUAGUUCCGAAAUCUUCUUCCGAGAAGGUCAGUGACAUGAUUAUAACCGCAGUGUCAAGUUAGGUCAUUUUCGUGUUACUAUUUUCUCCUAAAAGUUUGGAUGAUUGCAAGGUAACAUUUUAUUUUAGCGAAAUUGGUUUGGUGUUGAAACUCGAAACUUGGUACAAGAGUAGUUUACUUCUAUGGGAAAGCUGUUAUAAAUUAGCAUGAUUAAAAUGAUCUCUUGAAUUGUGUUUAGUAAGCAUAAAAAACCUUGCUAUUAAACCAAUACAUUUCAAGGCGUGGAUUUAAUGGCAUGGAAUGCUGCCCUGAUUGAAAUGAUUGAAUGAGUCGCUUAUGCCACUGUAAGCACGUUGCUAUCAAAGAGUAGUGAAGUAAUCUCGAGCAACAGAACAUAAAAGAGUGGCCAUAGGCCCUUGGCAGCUAGCCAUGCCAGAGCCUUAGCUAGCGGGGGGAGAGGGGGUUGGGGGGGUGGAACGAGCAAAAGUCGCCCUGGGACAUGACAAACAGGAAAAGAUACAUAACUUUAAAUGGUAAUUUCCUUUGUUUGUCUUGUCCCAGUGUGACUUUUGCUCUCCAUCAUGGCCAUUUAUACCGCGUGAAUAGCUAGCUGCAAAAGGCCUAUUGUGGGGAGGUGGCUGUUGUAUUUUAAGAGGUUUAUACCACGUGAAAUUGCUUUUAUUCCAUGAACCCUAAAGCGUGUAGUAUGGGACCAGGCUCCAGGUAGUCUGAGGAGGGGAAAAGGGUGUCACCCCAGUCUCCCCUCGUCCGACCCUACCGCCCGCCCUCUUAUUCCCCGCAUACAACCAUCGCAUACUCCCCACCAUCUGAACGCCAUGUUCUACUAUCUGAAUGCCUGGAACAGGCUAAAGUUAGGUAGCAUCAGAAGCUUGGUGUGGUGAUGUCCCCUAUCGUUGUAUCCAGAUGCAGUGUAAUACUGUGUUUAUGAAUUGUUCUUACAAUGUACAGCUGUAAAUAACUUACACAUGCUAUGGUCCAAAGCUUAUCCCUGACAACAUAAUUUAUAUACUUGGGUCAAACUGCGAUAACAAAUAGGACUUUAAUUAUGCUUGGGUCGAAAUUGAUAUUAGAGUUAAGACCUUAUUAUCCUUAUUUCCAGUUCCUUUUAAAAAAUAACUUCGGUGACAGUACUUUAGGUGGCCAUUCUGUCAUGCAGAUGAGCUAUUUGUAUUUGGCAUGAAGGAAUGCCACUGUGCAAAAUUUCUAUCUGAAAAUAUUUGCUCCAGUUAAUAUUAAAGAGUAUUGACUGCAAAAUAUAACAAUGACCUUAUGACAUCACUAACAGCAUUCUGACAUGAAGAAAAGUUCAGUCACAGUUCUGAAAGAAGAUGACAUGACAUCAGCUGCUGAAGGUUCUCUUCAAUUUGGUGAUGACAAUUUAAGAGGUGGGCAUAAAAAAUGGUGCAAGGCGCAUAAAAGCCAAAGGCUCAUACGGCCGGAGAAAGCAUAAAGCAUAAAGCAUGCCUAGGAGUAUUGCUACCCUUGUUUUGCACUGCGCAUCACCUAGUGCGCAUAACUUUGCCACUUUAAAGGUGACACUGAUUUUCACCAGUCACUUAAAAAGGUCUAAAAAGAGGUAACAAUGGCCCCUUAUGUACUCCUAAUGCUUUUUAUCGCGAUUUUGAUUACUCUACACGGCUGAAAAGGUGUUUGUCUUGAAACUCACCCCAGUCCCCUCGCGCAAAAUAAUUAUUUAAAGCAAAAAUUAUCCUUUGUCGUCGUUUUGCCAUGAAACGAGAACGGUGAUCCUCCUUUUUUAUUUGUGUUUUUUACUCGUUAUGGCCACACAAAAAAAUAUGUAUUAAGGAGAAAAAAACCUGGAUAGUAGAAUUUGUGUUUUUUUAGAUAUAAAUGACGCGGAUUUCCGCAUUUAGAGCCACAGCGAGGUAAGAGAUAAUGAUUUAACAGUCCAUUUCUCUACAGGAGGGGGACAUGGGGGUUUACGGUAUUGCGGUAUUGGGCUUUUUUUCAUGCGGUAUUUCGGUAAUUUUAAUUUUAACGUGCGGUAUUGCGGUAUCGUCUAGCCUUGCGGUAUGCGGUAUUUCAUCAUUUUGGCUGACGGUAUUCGGUGAAAUAUGAUUGUUUACGGUAUUGCGGUACGGUUGUUUGCGCUUUCCUUUCGAUACAAUACGCGAAACAAAACACAGUAAGACAUAAAGGUCAAGAAAAGUUAAUAUUUAAAAGUCUUUAGACAUAAUGGUAAAUGAUUACACCAUUUGUGGGUCAUUUUGUGACAGUUAACGGUCGAUAAUAAUAGGUCAAGAUACAAUGAGAUUGUUGUUGCAUCCAAUCACAAUGAGUUGUCUCAAGGUACCUUACCAGGCACGUGUGCCGGUAAUUCGAGGUCUUACACGUUUUCUCACGAUGGCUGAGGCCGCUUUGGUUCAAGACGGUCAAGACGGCGAAGUCAUCAUUGACUGCGUUGCAAUUUUUUACGAAGAAGGCAAAGGAGGGGAAAAUUAUCGCAAGAAAAAUAAGUUUCGAUGCCGGGUUUCAAGUACAGAAAAACGGCUUGUAAAGUUAAAGGAGAGGAUUUGGUAAGUUUGCUUCUUUAGUUCUUACCGGUGCGGCGUGUGAAAUAGGUCAGAUAGUCGAGAUAGAUGACUCAAAACUCGCACUAGACGUGCGUGGAAAGGGUUUUGGUUGGUUGGUUUUUUGUUUUUGUUUUCAAGCUUUCAAGAGUUAUUUCCAUACGAGUUAAUUAGCUGUUGGAUCGACCUAUAAGACCCUAUAAACAGAAUUGUCUAAACCCUUACCUGUCGUUGAUUUAUCGCAGACUGCGAAAUUCUACGAAACUGAGCCUCCUCUUAUGGGGCUGCUGUGCGACAAUGGACAGUGCGCCAAGAAACAAAAUGGCGAAGCAUGGUACUCUACCAGAAUUCAUGUACCAGAGAGAGUGUGUCGCAUUAGACAACCCGGUCACCAUCACUUCUGCGCAACAUGCAGGUGCCAAGGCCACCGAAACAGUGGAUGACCAAAUAGCAGAAGAUGAUACAGCAGAUGAGGAAUUGGUGGAUGAGUUCGAUCCUAGCAGUGAUGAGGAAAUUGAGGAAACUACUGAUGAAAGUGCGCUAGUUCUUCAAGGAACUCUUCAAGGGGAAAUCGGAAGCGCAGCAAACUUCCUCCUUGGUGCACGAUCUCGAUUUGGCAGAGUUAUUCGAUUUAAUAACCGUUUAUUGUACUGAAAGACGGUUGCAUUUGUCCGAUGCUGCUACGGAUAGACUGGCCUACACUUGACCGGAAAUUGGGGGAUAUGCGUGAUGACGUGUUUUGACUACCACUACCACUACUACCAGAAUCCUUUACGAUUUUCCUGUUUUGUGCAAGUUAGAGCGUUAAAUUUGUUAUAUAACGCUUUGAAAUUAACAAAUUUAAUAUGAAAGGGAAAACUAAAUGUAUUCAAGUAGUAGUAGUAGUUGUACACGGUUCACAGUCCCCUAUUUUUCCGUAAGACCAUCGAGAUCGAGCGCUUUGCGUUACUGGCGGCCAUAUUGCAUCCCGACGGUCUCACGAAAAAGUAGGGAACUGUGAACAGUCUAAACCGGUUGUAGUAGUAAUGACGCCAUCAUGCAAAUGCCCUUUAGAAAACUGUUUUAAGGUAAGAGAAUUGUUAUUCACUAUUAGGACUGUAUUAGGGAUCACGCCUCACUGUAUACUUCUCGUUUUGUAUACUCCUACCAAAAGGUUGAACGAAUGAAGUUUACUUUUCAGUGAAAAUUUUCGAAAAAUUUGCGAACUACCAAAAUAUUAAAAAAAAACAUGGACAUCUUUGUGCAUAAAUGCCUGAAAUAAUUAAACGCGAUAGAUGGAAGCAACCAUAAGUAUGCGGAACCGAUUAUAAAUGUAUCGGUAUCGGUAUUUAGUCGAUUUGCGACGCGGUAUUUCGGUAUUUGCCAUUUUUUCGUACGGUAUUGCGGUAUUGGGUACCCCCCAAUGUCCCCCUCCUACAGGUUUUCACGAUCGGGUAAUUUGGUAAUUUGAAUUGAAAUAUAGUCCAGACCAUCAAACAGGUUAAGGUUUUAGAAAGAUUCAUAGGUUUUCCUAUAAAAUAAGAAUUUAUCACGGUUGUUUAAGUUUCGAACGCCUGGUGCGCAACUAGGGAAAAACACUCAGAAUUACCCUAUCUUUUUAUUGCAGGUUUCGAAUGUCCAAUAUGUGGCUGAGAUUUGUGCCAAGUUUGAAAAAUAUCUUGAUAGUAAAUCAUUUUCAAGGGAAUUACUUUAAGAAAUUGAAACCAGAAAGGUUGUUAUUACGACAACACUGAAACAUUUGGAAGUAGAGCACAAAAAAAUUUACUGACGACGCAACUUUUAUUUUAAAAGUUUGCCUAAAGUUAUUACCAUUUCCUUUGUUGUAGCAAUUGCAGAGGUUUACAAGAAUGAGGGUAACGAUGAAUACAACAAGAACAAUUUCAACAGCGCCAUUUUCUUCUACACUGAAGGAAUCAAAGUGAACUGCAAGGAUGAAGAUCUUAACGCGAAACUGUACAGCAACAGGGCAGCGGCACACUUUAACUUGGGUAAGAAGUUGCUUUAUAUUAAUUGUUUUAAAUACCUUAUCUUUUGUCUAAUGAAAGUGAUGUAGGCAGCAACUUGCAAAGGAUUUUCUUAGUUGUUUUAAAGACGUUGUUAAAGUAGUUCUAGAGCCACCCCUCCCCUCUAUAGCUUUCUAAGCUGUUACAAUUCUGUUUGCGCAUUUCUUUUUUCACAGGA
Molecule: messenger RNA, 4899 nt
Organism: Porites lobata
Lineage: Eukaryota; Metazoa; Cnidaria; Anthozoa; Scleractinia; Poritidae
Source: the annotation of a GenBank genome assembly